Brassicogethes aeneus is the source of this 1314-nucleotide messenger RNA. The record is from the annotation of a GenBank genome assembly. NCBI's taxonomy places the organism in Eukaryota, Metazoa, Arthropoda, Insecta, Coleoptera, Nitidulidae.
AUAUAGUUCAAAUUUAUAUUGUUUAAUUAUCUUUACAUAGCUGUACAGUGAUAAAUAAUAACAUGUGUGAAAAAAGCAUGUCUUUUCUGAAUACCUUUGACAGCAUCAAAAAAUUUGGACCAUUUAAACCACAUUCAGUGGAUAUAGAUAACAUUGUUUUUAAAUUACACUACAGGGUAACAGUAGCAAUUUUGCUCGUAUGUUCCGUAUUGGUUACUUCUAGACAAUACAUUGGUGAACACAUACGAUGUCUGACCGAUAAGUCAAUAGCAGAAAAUGUAAUAAAUACGUAUUGUUUUUUUAUGUCAACUUUUACUGUGAAUAAACAUCAUGAUGCAAAAAUGGUAGACUCUUUCGCCAUACCACAUCCAGGUGUAGGACCUUAUGGUAUAGGUUCUAAAGAAGCAAUCCAAAAUCACACUUAUUACCAAUGGGUUCCUUUUGUUUUAUUUUUCCAAGCACUCAUGUUUUACGUUACUCGAAAAUUAUGGAAGGUUUGGGAAGGAAACAGAAUUAAAAACUUAGCCGAUACAUUAGAAGCUACGGCAUAUUCCUAUUUGGAUAAGCCUUUAGAACACAAUGGUGUUAAGAUUCCUUCAUCAAAAGAAAGGGAAGAAGCUAUAAAUAGAAUAAAAUUAUCAUUUGUUGAUAGACUAUAUGUAAAUAGAUCUUGGGCGAGGUAUUUAAUAAUAUGCGAAAUAUUAAAUGUUUUGCAUGUUAUUGUUCAAUUUUAUUUGACUGACAAAUUUCUAAAUAAUAGUUUUCUGACUCUUGGCUUUACAAUGAUGAGGGAAGGAAUUAAUUCCAGUGUCACCGUUUUUGACAGAGUAUUUCCAAAGGUGACAAAAUGUUCUUUCCGAAAAUAUGGACCAUCUGGAUCAAUUCAAGAACAUGAUACAAUGUGUAUUAUGGCUUUAAAUAUUAUUAAUGAAAAAAUAUAUGGUUUUUUAUGGUUUUGGUUUGUGUUUUUAUUAUUUGUCUCCGCUAUGGGUUUAAUAUGGAGAAUUUUAACAUUUAUUUUGUAUUCACGAAGUAGAACAUUUAAUCGAAUUGUUUAUUCGAAUACAAGUCCAGGGAAAUUAAAUCCAUGGAAUGGCCCGAAAGUAACAUAUUAUAGUAAUUUUUCAGAGUGGUUAUUCCUAAAAUAUUUAUCAAAAAAUGUGGAUGGACUGGUAUUUAAAGAAAUAGUGCUGGGAAUAGCUGAAGAUAUUCAAGAGAAAAAACCUUUGGCCAGUGAAUAUAAUAAUUGUACCUACUAACAAAUAUUCUUAAAACAUAGUUAUUGUUUAUUUUUUGUAAUUUACAUUAAACACA